CUCCAGAGCUAGGUAGUAUAUCAUCCAUUGCGAAAGAGAGAAAAAGAUGAGCCAAAGCUGUAUUCCUACAGGUCAAUAAAAAGGAUUCGCCAUCAACCAGUGUCUCUUUGCAUUCUCUUUUUGAGACAAGACAAGCAAGCUUUACUGGCUCUCUCUCUCCUUACCGUCUCUAAAGUCAUUGUUACAAUCAUCUUUUCAAGACAACCGUAUUCGCAUUUCAUAAAAUCUCCAUAAUGUCAUCUCUUCGCAAUGCCGUUCAUCGGCGGAACCACAAGGAGCGUGCUCAGCCCCUGGCUCGUCAAAAGUAUGGUCUUCUUGAGAAGAAAAAAGAUUAUGUCGCUCGUGCACGCGACUAUCAUUCCAAACAGGAUCGUCUUAAGGCUAUGCGUGAAAAGGCAGCGUUCCGUAACCCAGAUGAAUUCUAUUUCAAGAUGAUUAAUACCCGGACUAAGGAGGGUGUUCAUAUCACGGAACGCAACCAAAAGUUCUCCCAUGAUUUCUUGAAACUCCUCAGCACUCAGGAUCUGAAUUAUGUGACUCAACAACGUGAUAUUGGACGUAAACGGAUCGAAAGGAUGCAACAGAGCAUGGUUCUUUUGGAUGAUGUGGGUGAUGCACCUGGAGAGUUUGGAGAUGAUGAUGAAGAACCAUCCGGAUCAUUAAACAGCGGCUCUAGUUCGAUACAAAAGCCGAAAAACCAUAUUGUCUUUGUCGAUAACGAAGAUGAAGUCAAGAGUUUUGAUCCCGCAAAACACUUUGAUACUGCACCGGAGCUUGUACACCGGAAAUUCAACCGACCUAGGACAGAACAACUGAAGAAGCAAUUGAUUGCCCCGCAUGUGAACAAGGCAGAGGUCAAGGCCACAGCCAAGGAACGUCAACAGGCCAUGAAGGAGCUGAUUUCAAGGAUGGAAAGGGAAGAAACAAUGUCAAAGUUGGAACAGGAGAUGACCCUUCGUAAAAAUCUAAUGCUCAAGGGCAGGAGACAGAAAAUUGGUGUGGACAAGGAUGGUCUUGCAAAGUAUAAGUGGAAGGCGGAUCGUAAGAAGUAAUGGUAGAAGUUGAAGGUCUUAUUGGGGAGGACAAGAUAAGGCAAGGAUCAACUGUUUUACUUUGUACAUUAGCAAUAAAAAUAAAAAAG
Messenger RNA from Lobosporangium transversale, 1141 nucleotides. Its product is annotated as small-subunit processome. The coding region runs from base 234 to 1052 and encodes 272 amino acids. The record is from RefSeq and is a predicted model, not a curated record. Gene Ontology annotation, biological process: rRNA processing. The transcript is spliced from 3 exons. NCBI's taxonomy places the organism in Eukaryota, Fungi, Mortierellomycota, Mortierellomycetes, Mortierellales, Mortierellaceae. Gene Ontology annotation, cellular component: nucleolus; small-subunit processome.